UAGACCCAGCGGCAGCCAGCUCCCUUGUCCCUUCCUCCUCCACAAGGACACCACCUACCGAGCUCACCGCCGGCGAUGGGGAAGCUCGGCGACUGCUGGGACGAGUGCUGCUACAAGUGGGACGAGUGGAAGUACUGCCUGGCCUGCCUCGGCAUCGCGGCCGGCGCCGCCCUCCUCGCCGCGCUCCUCGCCGCCUUCGGCUUCGUCCGCCACGUCUCCGUCUCCGUCGACGAGGCCUCGCUGGCGCGCUUCGAGCUGAACGCGAGCUCGCCGGUGACGUCGCUGGCCUACAACCUCUCGCUGACGCUGGUGGUCCGCAACCCCAACUGGGCGAUGGCCCUCAGGAACACCAAGCCGCUGGAGGCCGCCCUCAAGUUCGACGACCAGGCGUUCGACCGGUUCGAGCUCGCCGGGAAGGGCGACAGGCACCCGCCCGGGAAGACCCGGGUGUACCACCUCGCCGCGGGGGCCGCCGCGAGGUUCGCCGCGCUCGGGAACGCCGGCGAGGCCGAGUUCCGGAGGGAGAACGCGACGGGGACGUUCGAGGUGGAGGUGGCGGUCGCCGGGGAGGUCCGGUACACGGCGCGCUACACCAAGUGCAAGGUCGAGGCGUCAUGCCCGCUCAGGCUGCAGCUCGCGCCGCGCGCCGCCGCCGCCGUCGUGUUCCAGAGGGUCAAGUGCAAGCUCGCCAAGCCGGAGAAGAACUGCUAGUGAUCGGAACAAUGCAGGAGCUUUAUUUUUCGUUUAAUUUUUGUGGCGAUGAUCUCGUUCUGUUGAAAUUUGAUUUCGUUUUAUCUUGUUUACGUUUGCAAUUGGCGCGGAUUGGGAUUUGUUUAAA
Molecule: messenger RNA, 838 nt
Organism: Panicum hallii
Lineage: Eukaryota; Viridiplantae; Streptophyta; Magnoliopsida; Poales; Poaceae
Product: NDR1/HIN1-like protein 10
Exons: 1
Coding region: 76-711 (211 amino acids)
Biological process (GO): defense response to other organism
Source: RefSeq, a predicted model, not a curated record